CAUGAUGAGAGGUACCAAGUCAAAAUGUUAGGUAAUAAGUAAUGAUUGUUAUGUUUCAGAUGAAUAGUAGUAGAUAGAAAUUUUAUAAUUUAAUUACAUAAAAUUUUUACUACAAAUUCCUACAAAUAAAAAGCCUAUUUGGAUCAGCCUAGUUGAUACAGUUAUACUUUAUAGGAGGAAUAGGAUCAAGAUACAUGUAAGAUCCUACAGCUUGCAUCACAAGCGACAUACAUGCAUCAUGUGUUCCAAGGCUUGGAUCAGGGUCUAACAUGAACAUUAUAGGGUCUUGAUCUCAUAUAAUCUGUCAUGUAAUCUUAGUUUUUUUCUGCUGAUUAGGUUUCCUGAAAAGGAAUGGUUCCUCUACCGUACCUCCACCUAUAGUCCCAAAAUUUGGAGUAACUAACACAUGCAUAUAUUAAAAUCUCCCACUACAAAGAUGUGAAGUACAUGGCAGAUUAUAUGAGAUCGAAACCAUAUAAUAAUAUAUAUAAUCUCAACAAACCUUUUCUAUUUACAAUCUCAUGAAAAGAACUUUCUCUAGAUCUGUCAAUGAAAUAAUUGUUUAUAGCUUCACCAAGACUUCCAAUCUUAUGUAGGAACAAGAGUUCAUCAUAAUGGUGCAAGGCUUGUCAAUGUUCUUUAGCCAUGCAUCAUGUGUUCCAAGGCUGGUCAUGUAGUGUUGCAGUGUUGACGUCUAAGAACAUAAAAUUGGAAAUUAAAAUCGAUGAAUCGCCUAACCCGGGUUUUCUAAAUGAGGCCUAAGAUUUGGUCUCAUAACGCAUGACCAAGCAAAUAACAACUUAGUUCAUGGUAAGACUCAAAGUCUCAAACUCAGGAAGAGGCUACCACCGUUUAGUUUAAAAAUUCCAAAUUUUGGGACUACAUGUAGAGGUCGAUGAGCCAUUCUUUUUCAAGAAAACCUAGGCAGCCGAAAACUAGAGUAGAGCAAAUGUAUGAUGGAUAUUUGGGAAACAAUAGAAAGAGUCAAAAGACUAGUAAUGUUCCAUAUUAGUUAUAUAUUUUUUUGUAACACAUGCAUAUAUAUUAAAACCUCGCAUUACAAAAGAUGUGAAGUACAUGACAGGUUAUAUCAGAUUAAGAACCUAUAAUAAUAUAUAACCUCAACGAACUUUUGCUAUUAGUAGUCUCAUGAUCUUUAGUUGUUGUUCUUGAAUAUUAUUUCUUCUAAUGGUGUCAUCAAUUCGUUAUGCUUUGAUAUUUUAUAUUCUUCUUUCCGACCACAGUCUUGAUGCUAUGAACCAUAUCUUAAUCCUCUACUGUGUUACAAAAUGGUAUAUCCGACUCUUCUUGUUCUGAGCUCUCAAGUCCAUGAGUGCAAUCUCUGUCUGAACAACAAUGGAAUAUCUUUUCCAAACAUCACUCUUACUCUUCAUCAUUCUCUCAUGCUCCAUUGUCACAGAAUCCGCCAAGAAAUCUAACCGAAUGGCUUUGAAGCUGAUACACCGUGACACAAUGGCCCGUAACGCUCGAGCUCCGGUCACUCUAGAAGACCAUAUCCAACACCUGACAAGUCUCUCAUCAGCUCGGUUCAUGCAUCUACAGAACACGAUUGAUAAAGAGCUGAGCAGCAGUGACUUCCAAGUCGACAUGCACCAAGCAAUCACGACGUCGAUGUUCUUCGUAAACUUCUCGGUAGGACAGCCUCCGGUGCAGCAGUUCGCAAUCAUGGACACAGGAAGCUCACUGUUAUGGAUCAAAUGUCUUCCAUGCAAACAAUCCUCGUCGUCUCCACGUCCUAUCUUCAAUCCAGCAUUGUCUUCAUCGUACGUAGAGUAUUCAUGCAACGAUGAGUUUUGUAGGUAUGCACCAGCGGGACACUGUGGAUCCUCGCACGAGUGUCUUUACGAGCAAGUGUACAUAAACGGCGCUGGCUCCAAAGGCGUAUUCGCUAAAGAACAGUUAACGUUCACAACGCCUAACGGAAACAGAGUUUUGAGUAAACCAGUUGCGUUUGGGUGUGGCCAUGAGAAUGGUGAACAGUUAGGGAGUGAGUUAACCGGUAUUUUGGGUUUAGGAGCUAAACCGGCGUCCGUCGCGGUCCAGCUCGGGUCUAAAUUCUCGUACUGCAUCGGCGACUUAGCUAACAAAGACUACAGUUUCAACCAGCUGGUUCUUGGAGAGGACGCUGAUGUUCUCGGCGAUCCAACGCCCAUUGAGACGGAGACUGGCAUCUACUACAUGAGUCUUGAAGGGAUCAGUGUCGGGGAGAAACAACUGAAUAUAGAACCAAUGGUUUUCAAAAGAAGAGGAGCAAGAACAGGAGUGAUACUCGACUCCGGGACACUCUUCACUUGGCUCGCAGAAGCAGCUUACAGAGAACUCUAUAACGAAGUAAAAGCCAUUCUUGAUACGCAGCUGGAGAGGUUCUGGUUUAGGGACUUGUUGUGCUACCAUGGGAAAGUAAACGAAGAGCUGAUAGGUUUCCCUGUCGUGACGUUUCGGUUUGCGGGAGGAGCGGAGCUGGCUAUGGAGGCUGCGAGCAUGUUCUAUCCGUUGUCGGAAACUGAUGUGUAUCUUAACGUGUUUUGUAUGUCGGUGAGGCCGACCACGGAACAUGGAAGGCAGUAUAAAGAUUUCACAGCUAUUGGGUUAAUGGCUCAGCAAUACUAUAAUAUUGCUUAUGACCUCAAGGAGAAGAACGUUUAUCUACAGAGAAUCGACUGUGUUCUACUUGAUGACUAUUCUCCAUCCUGAUAACAUAUAAAUAAAUGUAACUGUUGUUCGACCAAAAAAAAAAUGUAACUGUUGUUGAGUGCAACAAGCUGCAUCAUAUCUUACGCAGACACGUUAAAUUUUAAGAAAAUAAAUAGAUUUUUACAGAACUACCCAUUUCUUUUGUAUUUUAAGCUGACCCAUAUAUAUUUUUAUUUAUAAAAUUGUCAGAUGCCUUUAAAUAUU
Molecule: messenger RNA, 2919 nt
Organism: Brassica napus (rape)
Lineage: Eukaryota; Viridiplantae; Streptophyta; Magnoliopsida; Brassicales; Brassicaceae
Product: probable aspartic protease At2g35615
Exons: 1
Coding region: 1357-2715 (452 amino acids)
Cellular component (GO): extracellular region
Source: RefSeq, a predicted model, not a curated record